Molecule: messenger RNA, 1838 nt
Organism: Pungitius pungitius (ninespine stickleback)
Lineage: Eukaryota; Metazoa; Chordata; Actinopteri; Perciformes; Gasterosteidae
Gene: prpf31
Product: PRP31 pre-mRNA processing factor 31 homolog (yeast)
Exons: 14
Coding region: 180-1706 (508 amino acids)
Biological process (GO): mRNA splicing, via spliceosome; spliceosomal tri-snRNP complex assembly
Cellular component (GO): U4/U6 x U5 tri-snRNP complex; U4 snRNP; precatalytic spliceosome
Source: RefSeq, a predicted model, not a curated record
CCCAUGAAGCAGUUCGAAUGUAACUACGUAUAUAUUCUGCGUCGAUCGGUUUGACUAUGCCACCGUUUGACGAGCAAAACCUCUUUUAACAAAGUCGUUUUACCUAAAACAAGAGGAGGUUGGAGCCCUGAUUGGGCAAAUUUAUUUUUAUUUGAGCAACCAGAGUUUUUAGGUUAAAGAUGUCUCUGGCGGAUGAGCUCCUGGCUGAUUUGGAGGAGGCCGCAGAUGAGGGGGAUGAUGGAUUGUAUCCAGAGGGAGAGGAGGAGGACAGUGAUGGAGAAGUUACCCAGGGAAGGACGGAGGCAGGGCUCGAAGACAUCCCAGAGGAGAUGGAGGUGGACUAUAGCAAAGCUGAGAGUGUUUCGUCCAUUGCGAAGCUCCGCAAUAGCAAACAGUUUUCAGAAAUUAUGGAUAAAAUUACGAUCUAUAGUGGAAAACAGCACAAGAACUCAGAGGACUGUGGCCCGGUCGAGUCUAACCCAGAAUACAGACUGAUUGUCGCAGCCAAUAACCUCACAGUGGAGAUCGACAAUGAGCUCAAUAUCAUUCAUAAGUUUACUCGGGACAAGUACUCCAAGAGGUUCCCGGAGCUUGAGUCUCUGGUGCCAGAUUCUCUAGAUUACAUCCGCACGGUUAAGGAACUGGGAAACAAUCUGGAGAAAUGCAAGACCAAUGAAACUCUGCAGCAAAUCCUCACCAAUGCCACCAUUAUGGUUGUCAGUGUCACAGCCUCGACCACACAAGGGACACUGCUAAGUGAGGAUGAACUGAAUCAACUAGAGGAGGCAUGUGACAUGGCUCUGGAGCUGAACCAGUCUAAACACAGGAUCUAUGAAUAUGUAGAGUCCAAGAUGUCAUUUAUUGCCCCAAAUCUGUCCAUCAUUGUUGGAGCGUCAACAGCUGCCAAGAUCAUGGGUAUCGCGGGCGGCCUCAUCAACCUCUCCAAGAUGCCUGCCUGUAACCUGAUGCUGUUGGGAGCUCAGAGGAGAACCCUGUCUGGCUUUAGCAGCACAUCCUUGCUGCCCCACACCGGCUACAUCUACCACUGUGAUGUUGUGCAGUCACUUCCACCGGACCUCAGGAGAAAAGCAGCUCGUCUGGUGUCUGCAAAAUGCACUCUGGCUGCCCGAGUGGACAGUUUCCAUGAGAGUUCAGUUGGCAAGGUUGGCUAUGAUCUAAAGGAAGAAAUAGAAAGGAAAUUUGAUAAAUGGCAAGAACCUCCGCCAGUGAAGCAGGUCAAACCGCUGCCAGCCCCUCUGGAUGGACAGAGGAAGAAGAGAGGAGGAAGAAGGUAUCGAAAGAUGAAGGAGCGUCUUGGAUUGACUGAGAUCAGGAAACAUGCAAACAGAAUGACCUUUGCAGAGAUUGAAGAUGAUGCGUAUCAAGAGGACCUGGGCUUCAGUCUGGGUCAGCUGGGAAAGAGCGGCAGCGGGCGUGUCCGGCAGGCUCAAGUGAAUGACGCCACCAAGGCCAGAAUUUCCAAAUCCCUACAGAGGACCUUGCAGAAGCAGAGCAUGACGUAUGGAGGAAAGUCCACAGUCAGAGACCGCUCCUCCGGAACCAGCUCCAGUGUGGCGUUCACUCCUCUUCAGGGUUUGGAGAUCGUAAACCCGCAGGCUGCAGAGAAGAAGGUGGCUGAAGCCAACCAGAAGUACUUCUCCAACAUGGCAGAGUUCCUCAAAGUCAAAAAAGAAGCUAAGCCGUGAACUCAGACGCACAUCCCCAUGCGCACUCAACACUGUAAAGUGAUGGUAUAUUAUAUCGCGUUUCACAUGUGCUCUGUCCUGUAUUUUACUUUUACUCUUUUCCUUUUUAAUAAAACAUGAAGAUUUCAUAAA